This is a messenger RNA of Drosophila obscura, 775 nucleotides long. RefSeq lists its product as uncharacterized. Bases 180 to 713 code for a protein of 177 amino acids. The transcript is spliced from 3 exons. NCBI's taxonomy places the organism in Eukaryota, Metazoa, Arthropoda, Insecta, Diptera, Drosophilidae. The record is from RefSeq and is a predicted model, not a curated record.
CACUCGAUGACGCCGGCUAGAAGCACGUUCUUUAAUUCAACAUUGUGAUAAAUACAAAAAAAAGAAUACAUUUCAUUGCAGUGUUCCCAAUUUCCAGCCUGCGGCAGAAAAUUGUGCAAAAAAAGGCAAUCGUACGACAAGUUAGCAAAGCGAAUUUGUGAGUCAAGUAGAUUUUCAGCAUGAACAAAGGUAAGGGCAACGGACAGCAGAUGAAGCCUGAGGGUGAUUCAGUGCAGAAGCCUAACCUGCACGUCCCUGAGGCGGUCGAUGCCUCUGCUCUUCUUGAUCAACUGUUUCUGAAAGAAAACCUAGACUGGAAUGCUAAAUCGAGUUCGCAGGAGAACUCCAAGUCGUUUAAAACUAUCAGGAAGGAUAUUGGGAACUCCUAUUACUUCGAGCUGCCUUUCGACAUACCGCAACGUCCCAGAACGCGUUCGUAUUACUCGAAAGUGAUCGGCCCACCGCAGAAUCCCGAAACGCUUAUAAUGCCAGCCGCUGGCACUGAUGAAAACUCUUAUGACUGCGGAGCUCCGGACGAGCUGCAGUGCAAGGAAGUGACCAUACCAAACACAAAGGAUAACCAUGAAGAGGUGGAUAUGGAUCUAGAUGAAACCACAUUUGUUGAACCCCCUCAGCCCGAGAACGAUAACAAUCUAUUGAAUGCACGCAUAGCACUCAUCCACGAGGAAUUCUUGCGUGGCCUCAUCAAAUAGAAUGCCAACAUGAGGGAAAAGACGAGCAUCAUAAUUAUUAAAAUCAUAAUUAUACACUGAGA